CGGGCUUGGCAGCCCAGCGCGUCUCCGCCGACAUGCCAGCGUCCAGCCUCAACCGCGCCCGAACAUGGGCCGGCAGCUCGGACAACGCCCUGAGCCGCCGCCGCCGCCGCCGCCUCCUGCUGCUCACCAUCUGCACCGGGUGGUUCGAAUGGUUCCAAUGGUCCCCGUCCAUAUCCACGUCUCUCUGCUCGACAUUGCCGUGCUCCAGCCUGUCUCGCCCGCCCUCGGAUCCCGAGCAUUACCGUUAUCUGUCCGACCCACUUGCUGCCAUUGCGCAACCCUCCCCAUCUCAAUCUCCAUGACCGCCGCGACUCCUUAACCCACGCUCCACGCUCCCACUGCCAUGCUCGACUUGGACAAGACCACGCCGCACAAGAAGACGCGCGUUGUGUCCGUCGUCGCUGCGACCGCCAUUGCGCUGGCCUGUGGAACCAACUAUGCAUACUCUGCCUGGGCUCCUCAGUUUGCCGAUAGGCUCCAGCUCUCGGCCACCCAGAGCAAUGUCAUCGGAACAGCAGCGAACAUGGGCAUGUACGCCUCGGGCAUACCUGUUGGCCUCAUAACAGACAGAGUGAACCCUCGCCUGUCUGCCAUUAUUGGAAUGUUCUGCCUUGUGCUCGGAUACUAUCCUAUCAAAAUGGCCUACGAUGGCGGGCCCGCAUCCAUGAGCGUGGCCAUGAUUUCUUUCUAUUCUUUUGUUUCUGGAGUGGGCAGCUGUGCUGCGUUCCAGGCUGCUCUGAAAACAGCAACUUUGAACUGGCCCUCUCACCGCGGGACGGCGACGGCAUUCCCCUUGGCAGCGUUUGGAUUGAGCGCCUUCUUCUACACACUCAUUGCCGGCAUUGCCUUCCCCGGGAACACCUCUGGUCUGCUUACCAUGCUUUCGCUAGCGACCUCGUUGCUUGUCCUUGUUUCAAUACCCUUCCUCAUUGUUGUCGACCACAAGAGUGGAACCAGCUACAGCGCACUCCCUACAAUCGAGCGGACUCGCCGAAACUCUAAUCUUCUGCAUCGAACCAACUCUGAUCGCACAAAGUACAGCGCGACCGCCUUGCCUCCGCAGGAAGUCAACAUCACUGGAUUUGCGCUUCUGUAUAAACCGGAAUUCUGGCAGAUUUGGAUACUCAUGGGCCUGUUGACGGGUGUUGGCAUCAUGACGAUCAAUAACAUUGGCCACAAUGUGCAAGCACUCUGGAGCCACUUUGACAAGUCUACGAGCAAAGAUUUCAUUGCACACCGCCAGCUUUGGCACGUCUCGAUCAUCUCCCUUGGCUCGUUCUUCGGUCGCCUUUCAUCAGGCAUUGGCUCCGACUUCGUCGUCAAGCGCCUUGGACACUCUCGCUUCUGGUGUGUCGUCAUUGCAGCCUUUGUCUUCGCCAUCGACCAGCUCUUUGCGACUCGCAUCGACAAUCCAAACUACCUGUGGGUCGUGUCCGGCCUCUGCGGUCUCGCUUACGGCCUCACGUUCGGUGUCCUUCCAGCCGUGGUGGUCGACACCUUUGGACCGGACGGCUUUUCGGUCAACUGGGGUUUCUUGACCUGGGCUCCUGUGGUCAGCGGCAAUGUCUUCAACCUCUUCUACGGGUCUGUGUACGACUCGGAAUCUGUGGUCGAACCAGAUGGCAACCGCAGCUGCGAGGAAGGGCUGCAGUGCUAUCAGCGUGCAUACUACGUCACACUGCUGUCUAGUUUGUUGGGCAUUGCCGUGUGCCUCUGGGGUAUUCACAGCGAACACGCAAGGAAGAGAGCGGCGCUGGAAGAGCAUGAGAGGCACCGCGACGCCUAGUAGGAUUUGGUUUCAAUAUUGACUAUAGACUAGGUGGAGAUGGUCAUAUGCCUGCAGUCGAUAUCCCAUCAAUCUACAUCUCAUCG
Didymella exigua CBS 183.55 is the source of this 1872-nucleotide messenger RNA. Its product is annotated as MFS general substrate transporter. The transcript is spliced from 7 exons. Gene Ontology annotation, molecular function: transmembrane transporter activity. Gene Ontology annotation, biological process: transmembrane transport. Gene Ontology annotation, cellular component: membrane. Bases 344 to 1786 code for a protein of 480 amino acids. Lineage: Eukaryota; Fungi; Ascomycota; Dothideomycetes; Pleosporales; Didymellaceae. The record is from RefSeq and is a predicted model, not a curated record.